AUGCUGAACCAUCCGUCAACUUUCAUUGGUCAGUGCCUCUUACUCUCCCUCCUGUUGGUGUGUUGUUUGAACAAGGCAGCCUGUUCGCCUGGGGAGGGCAGGAAGACUUGGCAGCAACCCAGGCCGGACCCCAUCAUCAAAGACCAGGCUUUCCUUCAUGACGCCUUCCCUUCAGGAUUCCUUUGGGGUUCGGGGACCUCUGCCUUCCAGACAGAGGGAGCCUGGGAUCAGGAGGGGAAAGGCCCAUCCAUCUGGGACCAUUUCACCCACUCCAAUGUCAGUGCUAAUUUGGCAACCGAUACUGCCAAUGUGGCCAGUGACAGCUACUCUCGCUGGGAAGAAGAUGUGGAGGCACUGGAGUAUCUAGGUGUACGAUCUUACUCUUUCUCUCUCUCCUGGCCCCGACUCUUUCCUGAUGGGAAUGCCAGGGGUCAGCCCAAUGCAGCUGCUGUGGAGCACUACGGCCGCCUAAUAAAGAGGCUUCUGGAAAAGAAAAUCGAGCCGGUUGUCACUCUCUAUCACUGGGACCUGCCACAAGUCCUACAGGAGCGAUAUGGAGGCUGGAAAAAUGACACACUAGUGGGACUGUUUGAGGAGUAUGCUGCAUUUUGUUUCCACACAUUUGGGAACCACGUUAAGUACUGGCUCACAAUGCACAAUCCAUACCUGGUGGCUGUGCAGGGGUACGGGACAGGUGUGCACGCUCCUGGAGAAACAGGGGGUCCUGCUGGCUCUCUCAUUGUGGCCCACAACCUGAUCAGGGCACACGCGAAAGCAUGGCACACCUACAACACCUUUUUCCGUCCAACUCAGAAGGGUAAGGUAUCCAUUGUUUUGGGAUCCCACUGGGUUGAGCCUCAAAGAGGCCAAGCCACAGCUACUAAUGUUGAGCUCUGCCAGCAGUCAAUAGAGGCUGUUCUUGGCUGGUUUGCCAACCCCAUUUUUGGUGAUGGGGACUACCCAGUCUCUUUAAAAAUCAAGCAUGGUGCCCUUCUGCCCACGUUCUCUCCUGAGGAGAAGCUCUGGGUGCAGGCAACAGCUGACUUUUUUGCUCUGUCUUUCGGGCCUAACAACCUCCGUCUGGGCCGGGGCCUGGUCCAGUAUGGACAGACGGUGGCCCCAGACCUGAGGCGCGUACUGGGCUGGAUAAAGCUGGAGUAUGGGGACCCAAGGGUGCUGGUGGCUGAGGGAGGCUGGUUUUCUGAAGAAAGUGUGGGAAAGGAGGACACUGUAGCCAUUUACCUUAUGAAGAGAUUUAUCAACCAGGUCCUGCAAGCUAUCAAGUUUGAUGGUGUGCAGGUGUUUGGCUAUUCCGCCUGGUCAUUGGUGGAUGGAUUUGAGUGGAAUUAUGGCUUCACUAUUAGGCGAGGCCUUUUCUACAUUGACUUCAGCCAACCAAACCGAACCAGGAGACCCAAGACCACUGCUCAGUACUAUAGGCGUGUUGUCGCUGACAGUGGUUUCCCCAGAGAUGAAACCUCCAGAGAGAUUAAAGGCCGUUUCCCCUGCAAUUUUCACUGGGGUAUGGCUGACUCAACUUUACAGGUCCACUUCUACCCUUUCUCACCACAGUUUACUGACCCCCAUUUGUACAGCUGGAACCUGACAGGAGACGGGUCAUUGCGUCCAGUCCCAGGGGUGAUGUUCCACACCAGCCGGGCCCAGUGCACUGACUACUUGGCUAUUCGCGGUCAUCUUCGCCUGUUUGCAUCCACUGGGGCUUCUCACUACCGCUUCGCCCUAAACUGGUCUCUGAUUUUACCCCAGGGAGACCUCUCUAAUGUGAACACUGAAGCUCUGAGGUACUACCGCUGUGUCCUGACUGAGCUCAAGAAGCUGGACCUGCAGGCUGUCGUCAUCCUCUACUACCCCACACACAGAGCUCCAAAUCUGGGCAUGCCUAAGCCACUGCAUGCUUCUGGUGGUUGGCUCAACUACAGCACAGUGGAGGCCUUUCAGGAAUAUGCAGCACUGUGCUACCAGCAGCUGGGCCCCUGGGUUCCAUACUGGAUCACCAUCAAUGAGCCAAACAGACUGGUAGAUGUUUAUUCCAGUGGGGAAGAGACGCAUCACGCAGCUCAUAACCUUCUUCUGGCUCACGCAAAAGCCUGGAGGCUGUAUGAGAGGGAACACUCUAGUCAACAGAGAGCGCUGGUAUCACUCGCAUUACAUGCCGACUGGGCCGAACCUGCAAACCCCUUCCUGGACUCACAUACGGCAGCAGCACAGAGAUUCCUUUUGUUUGAACUUGGUCGCUUCUUAGACCCAUUGCUGGGGACUAGAUAUGAAGAGAAACAUAACAAGGGGGACUACCCGCAAGAAAUGAAGGCUUACCUGAAGGAGAGAGCUCGAGUAACGGGCCUCCCUGGAUCCCCUCUUCCCAGCUUUACUGAGACUGAGAAGGAGGAGCUCAGAGGGACAUUGAGUUUUAUUGCACUGAACCAUUUCACCACCCGUUUGGUCUCUCCAUAUCCCCACAUGCAGGCUUAUUUUCGGCAGAAACAACCACCUGAUCAUGGCUGUCUGAUCCUUUCUGAUCCCACCUGGCCCUUCUCCAGUCUGAGGCAGGCUCUUGUACCCUGGGGCCUGCGGAAGACCCUAAACUGGGUGAGCCAGAGAUAUGGAGAGGCUCUGCCUAUCAUCAUCACAGCCAUUGGGGUUGAUGACCAGGCUCCUGUUGAGGACAAACUCAGGCAACACUUUCUCAGGAGUUACCUGCAGGAGGCCUUGAAAGCUCGCCAAUUGGAUGGAGUCAACCUGCAGGGCUUCUACAUGUGGAAGCUACAAGAUCGACAUGUACCCCAGUUUGGCCUCUUCACCUCAACCCACCACAAAUCCAAAGCCAAAGCCUCCAUUGGCGUCUACAGAGAAAUCAUCACUUGUGGUGGUUUCCCCGAGGAUAACACCAUGCAGACCUGCAGGCUUAGUGUGCUGCACGAACCUUGCUCUGUAUGUGCAUGGAUGUUCAAAAACAUAGCGAUGCUGGUUUUUGGAAGUUGUCUCCUAAUAACAGCUGCUAUGUUUGCAGCACUUGUCAUCUUUGUCACCGUCACCAAGAGAAACCAAAAAAGAGGCAGGGGGAGGGGGAUGAACAGAAUGAGCAGGAGACGAGGAAGGGAAGGAGUCCCUGGAUGCUCAUGUCCACCUGUUAAAUACUGACUGUAAUGUUGCAGACAAACUGUGUGUGGCACACUGUCAGAGCAAUGCUCUAUAAUUGUGUUUGGUCCAGUGAUGAUUGUGUCUGUGUUUGUGAUCAUUUUACCAACAAUUACUUUUGCGGGAAAGUGUUUCCAUUCAUUUUACUGUAAUAACAGGUUAUUAGAUGGAAGGUGAUUGGUUAAAAGAAUUGUAAAAUCUAUUUUGUUAGUUUCUACAGUAAAAUGAC
Molecule: messenger RNA, 3385 nt
Organism: Micropterus dolomieu (smallmouth bass)
Lineage: Eukaryota; Metazoa; Chordata; Actinopteri; Centrarchiformes; Centrarchidae
Gene: klb
Product: klotho beta
Exons: 6
Coding region: 1-3159 (1052 amino acids)
Biological process (GO): carbohydrate metabolic process; fibroblast growth factor receptor signaling pathway
Molecular function (GO): fibroblast growth factor receptor binding; fibroblast growth factor binding; hydrolase activity, hydrolyzing O-glycosyl compounds
Source: RefSeq, a predicted model, not a curated record